This is a messenger RNA of Coregonus clupeaformis (lake whitefish), 3295 nucleotides long. Its product is annotated as alpha-endosulfine. NCBI's taxonomy places the organism in Eukaryota, Metazoa, Chordata, Actinopteri, Salmoniformes, Salmonidae. The record is from RefSeq and is a predicted model, not a curated record. The transcript is spliced from 3 exons. Bases 137 to 484 code for a protein of 115 amino acids. Gene Ontology annotation, cellular component: cytoplasm. Gene Ontology annotation, molecular function: protein phosphatase inhibitor activity.
UUUUUUUGUCGAGGAGCCUUGUGUUCAAGAGACAGAUUCGAUUUUUGCUAGCAGUGGAAGCUAGAAGAGCACCCCUGCAUACAUUCUAACCUGCGUUUUCAAGCAAAUCAGACUUCCCGUCCAUUAUAGCUGCGUAAUGUCGUCUGAAAAUCUAUCAGAUACUCAGAUGGAAUAUGAGGAUGAAAAACAGGACUCUCAGGAAAAGAAUGCCAACCUUGUGAAGGGCGAAGAGGUCAAGCUGAAGGCCAAGUACCCCGGCCUGGGCCAGAAGCCUGGAGGCUCUGACUUCCUCAUGAAGAGGCUACAGAAAGGGCAAAAGUACUUUGACUCAGGCGACUACAACAUGGCCAAGGCCAAGAUGAAGAACAAACAGCUGCCCGUGGCGGGGCCCGACAAGAACCUCGUCACAGGGGACCACAUUCCCACGCCACAGGACCUGCCCCAGAGGAGGUCCUCCUUGGUGACCAGCAAACUAGCAGGCUAGCCUAGCCUCCACCCAUCCACCAGGCCCCUAGCUAACGUCCCUCACCUGUCCCCCAACGAUGUUCCUCCCUAGUCAUCUCCAGGCUCCACUUGGCUUUAACGUAUCGGGGAGAGCUGUGAAAGUCAGUACAUAUUGCUUGUAUGUGGGUGGGUGGGGAGGGGAGGGGAGGUGAGCUGGGACCUUAUCUACCAUCUCUCCACACAGCUCUGCCCUCUGCACACUCUGCUCUACCGCCUCCCUUAUGUCUUGGUUUGGUGUUCAGAGGUACAUAAAGUAGAUGUGCCAUCGGGGAGGCUGAGUUUAAUGCACUUUGUAUUAUGUACAGUAUGUUUUUGCAUCCCGAACGACACCCAAAUAUGUUGUUGACGAGGGAGUUAGGAACCAUGAUCGCUCCACAUUUUUCGAUGUUGUGUUCUCGUCAAAGCUGGGGGUAAAUGUUUGCGUAUUUUGCUUGCACACCAAAUCUGGGAGGGAAGGGAACCAUGGUGAAGUGUCCAAAGGAAGGGAGUGGUAAUCAGAGGGAAAUGUGAAAACUGAUUUGAGGUUUCCUUUAUCUCAUGUUUUGUCAAACACAAAUCCAAGGUCGUCCACGUUGACCUGACCGAACGGAUAUGAAACUACACAUUUUCUGCUAAUGUCGCUUUAAUUCUUGACUCCCUGUUGCUCUUCUUUUUCUGAAUAUGCUGCAUGAUCGUAACAUGUAACAAAAUGUGCAAAUCUGGAGGGGUUAGACGACUGAUAGGAAGUAGCAAGCAACCAAAUGGAGCCCUGGAAUGUCCAUGGUCACUGUCCACUCCUUCCUUCCUUCCCUCUCAAUGUCCUGACAAUCCACACACUCUGUCUGUAGGCUGCCCAUGGCGAAAGCAAUGCCACAGCAAACUGAAUACCCAUGUAUCAUUUUAAGGCUGGGAAAAGAGGCAACUGUUUAAUACUAAAUUUCAGUACUGUGGCUAUUACAUCAAAAAGCCUAAAAGAUUUGUUGGGGAUAAAUUCAAUGUAUAUUUCUGUAUUAUGUUGAGAAAUUUGACAUUUGGUAUGAUUUGUGUCUUUAUAAUGGGUUAUUGUUUGUUCAUUGUCACUUAUUAGCCAUUUACUAGAAUCUGGCUCUUUUCACUGUUAAUGGCAGUUCCUGUUGAGAAAUUCUUCCAGUAACAGAAGAUUACAGCCUAGUUCCCAAUUACAUUAGUUGCUAAACCUCUCCUCAGGCUCUCCUUCAAAUUCAACGUAGCAAGAGCCUCACAGCGUACUGCUAAAGCAUAUAGCCUUACGUGUUGACAUUCUAAAUAUACAAAUCUGUGAUGUCAGUAAUGGGGUAAACAGUCGGCCACCUGAUAAACUGGCCCUGACUGGACCCUGGCUCACACAGACCUAACUGGGACACACAGUGUGCUUUAAAGAUAUGCUCACUUGACACAUGGCAAAGGGAAGGGAUUUGAUGACAUGAGGAGAGGGGGUAAAGUGUGAGUGUGUAUUUAGUUGACCCUGCUCACACCUGUUGGGAUGGUUCAACUUGCAAAAUAAUUAUGGUCAGAGGUGUGUUAGAUAAAUCAUACAAAAGUGAAAUGCAUGCACCCUGGUUUAAAGGUCAGAGGUUGUAGGCUAUGUUAUCACUGAAUUAGUUGUCCUAUCUCAAUGUAUCACACACUCCACACAAAUGCUAAAAUACACACUUGAGCACUCCCAUCUUGGGAUUAUUAGACACUGCCCUGUGUCAAAUUGCAGGGAAGAAGAUAAUUGGCAUUGAGUGUGGUUGUCUGGGUUAGUAUGAAUGUGCUGCUUUUCUCUGUCCCAGCCGGUGUAAAUAGACUUUUGAGGGUGAGGAUUCUUUAUUUUUAUUAUUGAUUUCACUACUUGUAGUUCUCUGAUUCAGUGGUUCCUUUCUCCUGUCAGUGAAUACACUACUUCUGCUUUAACCAUUUUUUUUUAAAUACAGAGACAAAUUAAUCUGUAUAAUAUGAAUAUGUGUAAAUGCUGCUGAUUCAGUUGAUGACUAAUCUUAAACUAACAUAUUACCCCAUAAAGAACGUCUGUCCUAGGAUUCAAACAAUCGGACCCAAGCCUACCAUGAAUAAUGUCUGCCAAUGGGAGACUGACUAACCACUCCAGGGUUGGGGGUCUAAUUCCAUUUCAAUUAGGAUAUUAAUUGAAAUUCUACCCAUGAUCAAUGCAAUCCAUUUUGGGAACUGGCCAGCUGGAGUUUAAAUGGGAUUGACCCCAACUUGUUACUUGACUUUGAACAGAAAGACUGUGCAGAAUCCUAAAUAAUUGUAGCCUGCCAUUCCAGGCUUAUUAAAGUGUCAAAUAAUAUAACUGGAUAUGCUGAAAUGAAGGUUGUUGAAACAACAGGAGAGGAAUUAUUGAUUGCUAUGUUUUUGUGCACUGUCUAGCUUUGUAUGGAGCAAUGCAAUGAGCAAGGUAUGUUAAAAUACCAAGUGUCCUGUUCAACCAUGAUAAGUAUAUGCCAGAAUGUAAGCAAAUUUAAAAUGACUGUGUGCUCUAAAGUACCUUGUGCUGCUUACCUAACCUGUUUUUGUUUUGCAUACAUUAAAGAUGUUUUAGUGUUCUCUUACUCACUGCAUAACUACAACAAAAGUUUAUCCUGGCCCAAGAUAACUGCAGGGAUAUCUGGAGCACCCUUGCUCCCAAUAACUGGGGGGUUUACAUAAGGAUAUGCUGAUUGUGGAACAGGAGACAAAACAAAAUAUUGAUUUUAAGAAAUUAGAAAGUACAUGAGUACUAAUUGUUUCAAUUGUGUGGAAGUAGUGGAGCGAAUUUGUCACUAUUUGAAAUAAACUUUUACAUGAAUAUUAA